Messenger RNA from Diabrotica balteata, 1226 nucleotides. The record is from the annotation of a GenBank genome assembly. NCBI's taxonomy places the organism in Eukaryota, Metazoa, Arthropoda, Insecta, Coleoptera, Chrysomelidae.
AUAUUGUCGUGGAUUUGCUGUUGGGUACGGUCAGAAACGCAAAACGAAAAAUGGCGCCAGCUAAGGACAACUUGAGUGCUGUUCUCUACGGGAUCAACGACCUACGAUUGGAACAAAGACCAAUUCCAGUUCCAAAAGAUAACCAGGUCCUUCUUCAGAUGGAAGUAGUAGGAAUUUGCGGUUCUGACGUUCAUUACCUAGUUAGUGGAAGAUGUGGACCAUUUGUUGUCAAAGACCCCAUGGUAAUUGGUCAUGAAGCUUCAGGAACAGUUGUAGAAGUUGGAAAAAAUGUUAAGAAUCUUAAACCAGGCGACAGAGUAGCCAUCGAACCUGGUGUACCAUGCCGUACCUGCCAUCACUGUAAAACUGGUGCCUAUCAUCUCUGCCCCGAUAUCUUCUUCUGUGCCACUCCUCCUGAUGAUGGUAAUCUCUCCAGAUACUACGUACAUGACGCUGAUUUCUGUUGGAAACUUCCUGAUAACAUGGAUCUCGAAGAAGGUGCUUUGAUGGAACCCUUAUCUGUUGGUGUCCACGCUUGCAAACGAGCUGAAAUUAAAGUGGGCGACGUCUGUCUUAUUACAGGAGCUGGUCCAAUCGGUCUCGUUACCCUCUUAUCGGCUAAAGCUAUGGGAGCUUCAAAAGUUGUUAUCACAGACAUUUUGGACGUAAAAUUAGAAAUGGCUAAAAAAUUGGGAGCAGAUUAUACCAUUAAAAUAGAAAAGGGUAUGUCUGAAGAAGACAUCGUCAAAAAAGUAAUCCAACUUUUGGGACAAGAACCAAAUAAGAGCUUGGACUGUACCGGAGUCGAACAAUGUGUCAGAGUUUGCGUAUCCGCAACUGGAACAAAUGGAUGCGUAGUACUAGUAGGAUUAGGUAAAAUUGAAAUGACUCUUCCAUUGACUAACGCCUUAAUCAAAGAAGUUGACGUUAGAGGAACAUUCAGAUAUGUUAACGAUUACCCCACCUCUAUUGAGCUAGUCAGAUCUGGAAGAGUAAAUGUCAAACCUUUGGUGACCCACCACUAUAAACUAGAAGACUCAGUAAAGGCAUUUACUACCGCUAAGACUCAAGAAGGCAACCCAGUUAAGAUCUUGAUCCACGCCAAUCCUAACUGGAAACCAUCUUAAUAGUUUAAUUGCCGCCAUGUGUAUUAGUUUUUGUUAAAAAAAUUGUUGAAAUGUAUGUUGUUUUUUUUUGUGUAUGUUAAUAAAGAAACUUUAAUUUAC